Messenger RNA from Striga asiatica, 2358 nucleotides. NCBI's taxonomy places the organism in Eukaryota, Viridiplantae, Streptophyta, Magnoliopsida, Lamiales, Orobanchaceae. The record is from the annotation of a GenBank genome assembly.
AUGCAGCACGGUGGUUACCGGAUGUGCCCGACGCUCGCUUUCUCUCCGGCGGACCCGAAACCCUAUUUUCCGGUUCCGAUCUGGUGUUUUAGUGUUCCGUUGAAGAUGUCGGCCGCCGCAAUCUGCAUACCCAAAGACGACCCGACCCAUCCUCUGGGUGACGACGCUCACUUCAUCCACGCCGAGAGCGGGACCGUCGGCGUGGCCGACGGCGUCGGCGGUUGGCGGAGGCACGGCGUCGACUCCGGCGAGUACGCCCGCCAGCUCAUGCACAACUCUUUCCUCGCCGUCCAAUCUGGCGGUGGCGGCGGCGGCCCAAAAACUGUCUUGGAGGAGGCUUACCGGAGGACCACCGUGAGUGGCUCCUCCACCGCGUGCGUGGUGGAUCUGUCGCCGGACGGCGUUCUCCGGGCGGCGAACAUCGGGGACAGUGGUUUCGUGGUGGUGAGGGGCGGGCGGGUAGUGUACCGGUCGCCGGUUGGCCGGCGGUCUUUCAACUGUCCGUACCAGCUGGGGAUUACAAAAGACGGGCCAGAAGUGGCGGAGGAGAUUGAGGUGAAGGGAGUCGAGAGGGGUGACGUGGUGGUGGUGGGGACAGAUGGGCUUUUUGAUAACGUGCACGCGCGGGAGAUUGCAGAGGUUGUGGGCCAGGUGGGCCCGAUGGGCCUGAAUGAUGAUGUUGACCUGGCGGAGAAGUGUUGCUAUUUGGCGAAUAUGGCGUUGUACAACUCGUUCGAUAGGUACAAUGGUGAGACGCCGUUUGCGGAGGAGGCUCGGAGGGCGGGGAAGGAGAGGAGAGGGGGGAAAGUGGAUGACAUCACGGUGGUCAUUGCUAGGAAAAAGAAAAAAACAAAGAUGGCCCCAACGAUGAAGAUGAAUCUGGACCGUCUCCUCCGCAAAACCCUAAAAGCCCAAAAUCUCCCGUCACCAACCGCCGCCGAGUCAAAGCUGACGUUGCGCGCCGCUUCUCACUACAUCCCCAAGGAAAACCCCUCCAAGCCCCUCGGCGAAGACUCCCACUUCAUCUCCGCCGACCCUCCCGUCAUCGGCGUGGCCGACGGCGUCGGCGGCUGGUCGGCCCACGGGGUCGACGCCGGCGAAUACGCCCGCGAGCUCAUGGCCCACGCGGCCCGCGCCGUGGGCCCCGGCCCAAUAGUCGGCCCAAAAGACGUCCUCCUAGAAGCCCACUCGAAGACGAAAUCGAGAGGCUCCUCCACGGCCUGCGUGGCGGCCCUCGACCACCGGAAUAGUAUCCUCAGGGCGGCGAAUCUCGGGGACAGCGGGUUUGUGGUGGUCCGUGGCGGCCAGAUCGCCUACAGAUCGCCGGUCCAAGUGCACGGGUUCAACUGGCCGUACCAAAUGGGGGAAGGGACCAGCGGGCCCCAGCGGGCCGACGAGUUGGCGGUCGGAGUCAAGGGCGGUGACGUGGUGGUCAUGGGGACUGAUGGGCUGUUCGACAAUGUCUUCAAAGAGGAUAUAGCGGCGGUGGUGGCGGCGUGCCUAAGGAAUGGUGAAGGCCCGGAGGCUGCAGCCCGCAUGCUAGCUGAGGUGGCGAGGCAGAAAUCGCUCGACCGGAAUCUCUUGAGCCCGUUCGAGGUGGCGGCUUAUGCAGCUGGGGUCAAGCGUUUCGGGGGGAAAUAUGAUGAUGUCACUGUCGUCGUCGCUUACAUGGCCCCGACGGUGAAGAUGAAGCUGAUCCGUCUCCUCCGCAAAAUCCAAAAAGCCCUAAAUCUCCCGCCACCAACCGCCGCCGAGUCGAAGCUGACGUGGCGCGCCGCCUCUCACUACAUCCCCAAGGAAAGCCCCUCCAAGCCCCUCGGCGAAGACUCCCACUUCAUCUCCGCCGACCCUCCCGUCAUCGGCGUGGCGGACGGCUUCGGCAACUGGUCGGCCCACGGGGUCGACGCCGGCAAAUACGCCCGCGAGCUCAUGGCCCACGCGGCCCGCGCCGUGGGCCGCGGCCCGAUCUGCCCGAAAAACGUCCUCCUAAAAGCCAACUCGAAGACGAAGUCGAGAGGCUCCUCCACGGCUUGCGUGGCGGCCUUCGACCAGCGGAAAAGUAUCCUCCGGGCAGCGAACGUCGGGAACAGCGGCUUCAUGUUGCUCCGUGGCGGCGACAUCCGCUGCAUGUCGGCUUUCCAAGUGCACGAGUUCAACGUGCCGUACCAAAUGGGGGAAGGGACCAGCGGGCCCCAGCUGGCCUACGAGCGGUCGGUGGCGAGGCGGCAAUCGCUCGACUCCAAAUUUUUCACCCCGUUCGAACUGGACGCUUUUGUGGCCGGGUUCCAUGAUCAUCGCGGCGGAAAGUAUGAUGAUGUCACAGUUGUCGUUGCUUACGUCGGUUUAGGGAAAAGUUGA